AUGAUUUCCGGACUUGUCCUCAGGUGGAGGUGUCUGCACUUUCUUCUGCUGUUGCUUUCAUUAUGCUUCAAUAAUGCACAGUGCCACAAGAUUUUAAUUUAUAAUCCGAGAUUAGCCCACAGUCACGUUAAUUUCUUUGGACGAAUUGCGGAUAUUCUUGUGGAAGCUGGCCAUGACGUUGUAACUUAUGUAGUGGAAGGAGAUCCAGAUGUGAAAACCAAUGGCACAAAACUCUCGCGAAUAAUUUUGGGAGCCCACUUGCCAGUCACCAUUUCGAUGAAGGAUUUGACUAAAAAUAUCUGGAAUGAGGAAAUGGAAGAUUUGGUCAAUAUAUUUAAGGUGGCACUCUCUAUUUUCUGA
Molecule: messenger RNA, 360 nt
Organism: Gongylonema pulchrum
Lineage: Eukaryota; Metazoa; Nematoda; Chromadorea; Rhabditida; Gongylonematidae
Source: the annotation of a GenBank genome assembly